This is a messenger RNA of Cynoglossus semilaevis (tongue sole), 1360 nucleotides long. RefSeq names its product LIM domain only 2 (rhombotin-like 1) (gene lmo2). Gene Ontology annotation, molecular function: DNA-binding transcription factor binding; transcription coactivator activity. Gene Ontology annotation, cellular component: nucleus. The coding region runs from base 625 to 1113 and encodes 162 amino acids. The transcript has 3 exons. The record is from RefSeq and is a predicted model, not a curated record. Gene Ontology annotation, biological process: positive regulation of transcription by RNA polymerase II. NCBI's taxonomy places the organism in Eukaryota, Metazoa, Chordata, Actinopteri, Pleuronectiformes, Cynoglossidae.
UGUAAUGAGCUCAUUAGUCUCAGUCACGACCCACGACCCACGACCCAGCUGCAAUAAUGGCUCACAGAGGAGAACGGAGCAAAGCUGUCGCUUUAAGACCCAUUUCCCCCCAUUGUCAAACAGUCGUGAGCAGGAAGAGGGAAACGAAAGCACAGACACCGCGAGGGGCCCGACGUAUUUAAACCAAACACACUGCUGCUGCUGGUACACAGAUAACGGCGGGUUGGAACGUCUGCAGCAGGAUCGAGCCCAGAGGAGACAUACAGCCGACCCAGAGAGACCCAGAGGUCCGGGAAGAUCCACACAUGUGACUGCGUCUGAUCGGAACAACCAUGGUUUGAUUCAUGAAGUCGCCGCAAGGAGAAAGAAUACAUCUAAAAACCAGCAAGUGUCACCUCUGAAAUUAUGACAGUAUCCUCCAUCAUCCUCAUCUCAGGUUCAUGGUCUGCGGGCAUUUCCAACGCAGCUGUCCGCCGGUAUAUUUGACACAGGCAGCCCAAAUAGCAGUGAGAGAGCGGUGUUAGUGGCAGCAGGUGCAGGUGCAGAGGUUCGGCUCCCGUUUGCCGGUAGGCUGCUUCACCGGUGACCGCAGAGCAGGCUGCUGAUCCCGAGCCCGAACGUCGGAUGGCAGGAAUGGCUUCUACUAUAGAGAGGAAGACCCUGGAAACCAAUGAGGAGCCGGUGGAUGAGGUCCUCCAGAUGCCCCCCUCUUUGCUGACAUGUGGUGGGUGUCAGCAGAGCAUCGGUGACCGGUUCUUCCUGAAAGCCAUAGAGCAGUACUGGCACGAAGACUGUCUGAGCUGUGACCUGUGUGGCUGCCGGCUGGGGGAGGUGGGCCGUCGACUCUACUACAAGCUGGGCAGAAAACUAUGUCGACGAGACUACCUCAGGCUCUUUGGUCAGGAUGGUCUCUGUGCUUCCUGUGAGAAAAGAAUUCGAGCCUUUGAGAUGACAAUGCGAGUUCGGGACAAGGUUUAUCACCUGGAGUGCUUCAAGUGUGCCGCCUGCCAGAAACACUUCUGUGUGGGUGACCGAUAUCUGCUUAUCAACUCAGACAUUGUGUGUGAACAGGACAUUUUUGAGUGGACCAAACUCAACAAUAACAUGGUCUAGGAAAAUCCUGGGUCUAAUCAGUGGAUUUGAAGGAAAUUAACCUUCAACUUCUCUAUAGGCUUUAGCAGCUUAGCCAGGCGUCUGACCUUCAUGUGGAUGCAUUCACCCUGCUGGAGACUGAAUGAAUUGCACUUGCAACACCAGACAAUGUGGGGUUUUCAAAUCAUGCAAUAACACCUUUGUUAUAGAUACUGGAGUUUUUAGCAGUAACAAAAUAAACCAUGAAGUCAUCAUGAAUUUAUAACCA